Messenger RNA from Globicephala melas (long-finned pilot whale), 1158 nucleotides. It is a transcript of the gene FAM47C, whose product is annotated as family with sequence similarity 47 member C. The record is from RefSeq and is a predicted model, not a curated record. NCBI's taxonomy places the organism in Eukaryota, Metazoa, Chordata, Mammalia, Artiodactyla, Delphinidae. Gene Ontology annotation, cellular component: chromatin. Gene Ontology annotation, biological process: transcription initiation-coupled chromatin remodeling; protein localization to chromatin.
AUGGCGGACAAGAAGUGGCUGCUAGGACCGGGGCCACUGGAACCGAUGCCCCUGGACGUGACCUGCAAGCCCUGGUACAAAGACAAGUUACUCUCCAAGUGUUUUGCAAAGCACAAGAACGUGCUCCCGAAGUUCCCCACCUCCCUGGACAGCCGGCGGUGGAUAUUUGUGAAAGAGCUGCUGGACGACUUCCGGAAGGGUUGCCCACCUUGUGAAGAUCUGAUCACUCGCAGCCCUAAGGAGGGCUUCCUCCCCUGGAUUGUUCACAGAGUUCCCCAGCAUGCCCCCAAAAAGGGUCAGAAAAAGCUGCCCGAGGAAGCAAACCCGUUUUCCACGCUCUCGCCAGCCCAGCUAGCACAGAAGGCAUUCGUGGAGAACAUCGAACCCCAGCUAACCAAGCAUCCCUUGGCUCUCUACCCGAAUCUGGAGGAAAAUCUACCUGCAGACCUCUUAUUAAAGGUGCUGGAAGUGCUCGAUCCUGACGGGAAGCUGGAGGACACAUGGGCUUAUUGUCAGGGCCCCAGGAAAAGAACGAAGUCCCCCACAAAGCUUCGUAAAAAACGUCCUGCCAAGGUCUACCUGGAACCUCCAAAGAAGGCUCCUGUGUCACAUCCAGCCACUUUGCAUCACGAAGACAAGAAGUCAAGCAGAAAGGAUUCACUCACUGAUCCUCCUGUUCACAGAGAAGUACCGAAAGCAAUUCGUAAAUCCUUCAAAUGGGCUGCUGCUUGUGGAAACUUGGGCAUUGAUGAAGAGCUCAUCACGAAACUGUGUGAGGUUGGCUGUGAGUGGCCACCAGCCCAGGAUACAGUCUACAUGAGGAAAGUAACCCAGGUCCCUUCAAAGAUGAGGUAUGGUGCAUUGUACCUGAAGCCCAAGUUGUGGAAAAAGCUAGUAAAUGACGAACCUUCAAUUGACCCCAACGUCUUACUUGAAGAUGGGAGUUUUAGAAAGGAGCUUCCUGAACACGACACUCUUGAAGAUCUUUAUGGACAAAUAGCAUUUAAAGGUUUCAUUCUAAGCAAGGGCUACAGGAUACCAGACAUCCUUGAGAGGCUGGUCCUCAGGAAGGGAUGGAAAUAUGAUUCUGUUAAGACUCCUAUACACAAAGUAAUAAAAAUCAGCCAAAAUGGAGAUGAUGCACGGGAAGAUGUUUAG